AUGUCUGCAUUUACAAACAGCUUGAAUUCGCAAUUACGGAUGUUAUCGAUUGAUGGACAAUUAGAAAAUCCCAAUGAGAGUCUGAAUUUGGGACAACUUUCAUUGAGCAAUCUGCCUGAUGGCGAAGCACCUUCAAAUGAUAAACUUCCCAAUGAUUUGAACUUGUUGAAGAGUAUGCUUGAAAUGAGAGUUAGAUAUACUCGUCCAAGACAUGGAGGAGAAUGGGAAUUUUCCAACAUUCCCAAUGAUAUACGAUACAUCCAAGAAAUAAUACGAUUUAUCGAUGCAAACUGCGCCCAGGAUGCCAAUAUUCACAAUACACAAAAUCCCGUUUCAAAUAGCUACAAGAAGUAUCUACAACCAUUAGAGAUUCUGCCAGAAGAAUUGGAUUCCGAAUUUGGAAUACGAUUUUACCCAUAUUUGUCAUUCAAAAGUGUCCGUGGGCAGCUGAUCAAACAGAUCAAGGCUUCACAAUAUGAAUUUUUGAGCGGAUUGUUGGAAUUCCCAAGGGACAAAAGGAAAUCCAUUCAUACAUCAUGGAUCAUAUAUCCAAAGAAUAGCAAGUUGUCAAUUGAAGACUAUAAUGUCUACUACAAUAGGAUGGACGAUAAUCUAAAGGAAUGGUUAAUGAAUUAUUGUAUAACCGACAAAUCGACAUAUGGAUUAUGCCAGGAACCCCAGUUGACGAGUUUCGAUGUGCUGUUCAGAAUAGUUUCAAUGCAAAAUCAGUCGUAUCAGAUCAAAUCAUUGAUUGAAAUGAUUGUGACAAAUUCAGGUAGUGAGGGAUAUCUGAAGGAUGACAAUUUCCUCACGUAUUUAACAUACGUAGAUCAUUUACAAAGCGCAAUUGAGACAUCGUUUCCCAAGUGUCUUAAUCCAUAUAAAUGUGCCAUGAAUCUUAUGUUUAUAUUGAAGGGUAUGUCCAAGUAUCCCGAGUUGAUGCAACAAUUCCAAGUUGUGAUUCAUCAGUUUCUGAAUGAGUAUCCUAAUUUUACGUUGGGAGAUCUAACAAAGUUUUUACAGGAUCGUAAUAUGCCCAAUAUUGGAGGUUUAUUAAAAAUAAGUAGUUAA
This is a messenger RNA of Pichia kudriavzevii, 1071 nucleotides long. RefSeq lists its product as uncharacterized. NCBI's taxonomy places the organism in Eukaryota, Fungi, Ascomycota, Pichiomycetes, Pichiales, Pichiaceae. The coding region runs from base 1 to 1071 and encodes 356 amino acids. The transcript has a single exon. The record is from RefSeq and is a predicted model, not a curated record.